Molecule: messenger RNA, 1584 nt
Organism: Sphaeroforma arctica JP610
Lineage: Eukaryota; Ichthyosporea; Ichthyophonida
Exons: 6
Coding region: 1-1584 (527 amino acids)
Molecular function (GO): zinc ion binding
Source: RefSeq, a predicted model, not a curated record
AUGCCAUCAUCGAAAAAGGGCGCGUUCGGGUUGACACCAUGGGGCAGGGAGCUGUUAAACGCAAUGGCAUCUCUCGGGGGCAGGUUGGAGAGAGGUGCGGCACUCGCCCGUAGCGGGAAAGUGUUUAAGACGGAAAUCAAAGGCAACUCGGUAACAUCAAAGGUAAAAGGAGUUUCAAGUCCUUUUUACACAGUCAGCUGUACAUGGCCUCGUUUCCAGGGCGAGCAGAAGAACGUGAUAGUGAAGCUCAUUCAGCAAAACCCACAAUUUUUAGGCGAAAUUCUUCGGGGAAAUCUACCCGUUGAUUUGAUAAAGGCAAUACAACAUCUGGCGGCACAGUCUGGGGGCGUGGCACUACUGCCCACUUCGUACCAUGAGUUGAACGGACAGUGUAAUUGCCCAGAUAACAUGGGGGGUGGAGGAGGAGGGUAUUACGGCAGGAGCGCCAAACGCUCAGGAGACCCUUGUAAGCAUCAGGCAGGCCUUUUCUAUAUGAUAAUCAAAGAGGUGGAUAACAACCCGUUCACUCUCUUCACACUGCACGGUCUCGAUAUCAUUGUGAGUUUGGGUAUGCAGUCGGUGGGCCAGGCCACAACAACCCUCGCCUAUCCCUUCGCUAUCACACAAUACGCACAUGAUUCCGAUGCGCACACAGAGCCGCAGAGCACCACAGACACAGUGGCGCUACCCAAACUCUGCGCAGCGACGACUUUUAUCAGUCGGCUGCUUUCGCCGAAUCCUGUCUUUGAUUCCACCUGUGACUUUCGCGACGUUCUGUUGAGAGUAUACACACUUGCAACGGCCAAGGGUAAAGGGUCAAAGAAACUACUGGCGGAGCCAGUAUGGAUGGCUGGUUUAGAGCAGGAGGAUGUUGAUAGAUUGCACGCCAUUCUCUCGCAUUCGCAUAUCAAAGUGCACGUGUGUGCUGGUUUGGAACCAUCAAAAACAUUCGUUUCAAUCGACAAUGAACUAUUUAAAACCGAUGACAAAGACGCAAGCAGUGGGGACUACAUGAAUAUGCUGCAUCCGGCGAAUCUGAUGCGUUCGCAGUCUAUAUCUAUGGGUAUGCCGGUAGUUGCUCUGGACACACUCUUAGCAUUACUCCUUCGAUUUCAGGCAGGUCACGUAGGAUCGCCUUCGUAUCGCUACUUCUGGCAGUGUGCGCGGCUUGCAUUCAUCUGUGUUUCCAGUGGCUGCUUCCUACCCAUUGUCAUCCCCACAGACACCACUGGUAGCGGUAGAUGCUGGAGCGUGCGGUAUCGUCCGCUGCGGUGUAAUACAGCGGUCGCCGAGACUGCAGCUCAGUUGAGGCAACUGUACCCAGUGCCUACACCUGCUAGGGGAUCUCUUAAGACGCAAGGGGUAAUGUUCAAUACCAAUUAUGAAAUGGUCGAUGGCAAGUACAUUCUUCUUGCGCCCGAGGCGGGCACGGAGAUAGCGCUCACAAUGUUCAUCUCGUCCUUGGUAUAUCGCUUGGCUCUACCGGCAAUACAGCCGUUGCACGCUACAUUCUACAAACCACAACAGUAUAUGGCACUUACCCUCGGCGACCAGAGCCUGGGUCGGAGCGUCGGUAUGUAUUAG